This is a messenger RNA of Saitoella complicata NRRL Y-17804, 736 nucleotides long. RefSeq lists its product as uncharacterized. The transcript has a single exon. The record is from RefSeq and is a predicted model, not a curated record. Bases 163 to 609 code for a protein of 148 amino acids. NCBI's taxonomy places the organism in Eukaryota, Fungi, Ascomycota, Saitoellomycetes, Saitoellales, Saitoellaceae.
GGAGGUUAGGACUGAACCUGUUUUCAGGCGUUACUUUGAGGCAUAAGGUUAUUUUAUGAGGAUUUUUGGGAUAUACCACAUUGUUUAUGGCGUUACGAUAUGAAUCUACUUUUCAGAUAGAACGUGGAUGCCCCCAAGUCUACUACCAUAGACACGCGGGGAAUGGUACAGACACUUGUGAAAGCAUCAGUACCCACUUUUACUGCUUGGAGGAGAUUGACCUGGUAUUGGUUGACAGCAUACAGUCUGCUGAGCGCUGACGAAGACUGGUUUGAAGAGCCCAUGGAGAAGAUAACACCAAGGAGAACUCUAAAAGUCGGGUUAGUAUUGCAGACGCAUACAUCCAAAUUUCCUGUGCUCACCUUUGGAGUCUAUCACUCGUACCCUCCGACCCCGGUACCCAUGUCAAGGCAGCGCUUGCUCCUGUCUUCACCCGCUUGUCCAGUGGCAUCGGUUCCGCUCCAUGUUGUAUCCUCCACUCUGGAAUCUGCGCUGGAUGGGCGCCGGGAUAUGAUAUUGCUGCAUAUGCCUCAGCACGGUCAAAAUGGCCAUGGUCUGCAAAGUGUCUCAUUGAAAGGUAGUAUUAUUCUGUUGUUCUUCGAGGUUUAACCAACGGGUGUUUGGAUUGCAUGAAGUCUUUAACUGUCGAACCGGCGUGGGAAAGCGUAUGCAUACACCUCCGAUCGAGCGGUCCCUCGAGCUCAGCUGCAGCUGCAGUGGUGAACAAUCAUUGUGC